AUGAUUAAAUUGCCAAGUCAACCUUGCCUGAUGAAGUGCAACCCGUUCAAAGAAACAAACGAACAUAUAACAAGCGAUGAAAUAGAAACAACACUGAAAUAUGAUAUACAAGAAAACGAAUUACAAAGCUUGUAUAUCUCAAAAAAUAACGCACACAAACCUAAUAAGUAUCAACUAAGUGAGCAUACCUUACAACUAAUCGGAAAAAGAAAGGAGCUUAUAGCUAUCCAAGCAAAAAAAGAAAAUAUAAAGCUGGUUGCAGAUUUAAGCAAAAGAAUAAGAGAAAGUAUACGCAAAGAUCGCAAGGUCAAGAGGUUGAAAACAUUCGAGCACUACAUACAAAAAAAGGGGGGUGUGAAAAAAGCUCUGAAAGAACUGCGAGAAGUAGGCAAAGAAUGGAUACCCAAACUAAAGGAUAAGUCGAAUACUACCACGAUACGACAGAAUAUCAAAGAUCUAGCCACAAGUUUCUACCGUCAACUGUAUGCUAGACAGCACCAAAUUACAAUAGGUCACCACAGAAGAGUGCUCACUCAACAUAUUGAUGAAGGGAAAUCAGAGCCUGUGCCGGACAUCCUAUUGUGUGAAGUCGAAAAGGCAAUUAAGAGUCAAAAGAUGGAGAAGUCCCCGGGACCAGACAAAAUUACCAACGAACUUAUGAGGGGAAAUAUAGAAGAACUGACUCCAAUUCUUACAAAGAUUUUUAACGAAAUCUUAACAAGUCGGCAAAUUCCAAAACAAUGGACUAAAUUUCACACCAAAAUAAUGACAAACAGCACAAAAUCUAACAUCACAAUAAACGGCGAUUCUCUAGAAUAUGUGAAAGAUUACAUAUACCUGGGUCAAGUAAUUUCCAUAGAAGAUCAAAUGCCGAAAGAAAUUAAUCUCAGGAUCGCAACAGGUUGGAAGAAAUACUGGUCAUUAAAAGAGAUCGUGAAGUCCAAAGACUUAAACAUGUCAAUAAAAAGAAAAACAUUUAAUACUUGCAUUUUACCUUGUCUAACAUACGGAUGCGAAACCUGGACCCUCACAAAAGCAUUAAGAGAAAAACUUGCAGUAGCACAGAGAACAAUGGAGAGGAGUAUGACCGGCUAUAAAAGACAGGAUAAGAUCAGAAAUAUUGACCUAAGGAAUUUAACAAAACUUACCGACAUACUCGAACGAAUCGAUCAACAGAAGUGGAGAUGGUCAGGACAUAUGAUGCGUGACAAAAUGGGAAAGUGGAGCAGGAGAGUAACAGAAUGGUAUCCAAGAGACAGUAAAAGAAGACGAGGAAGGCAGCACACAAGGUGGGAAGAUGAAAUAAGACUUACAGCAGGACCAAACUGGAGAAGAGUUGCUCGAGAUAGACAACAAUGGAAAUCGUUGGAGGAGGCCUUUGCCAAUAGGCACGCCGAACUAAGAGACAUUUUGUAG
Messenger RNA from Parnassius mnemosyne (clouded apollo), 1416 nucleotides. Lineage: Eukaryota; Metazoa; Arthropoda; Insecta; Lepidoptera; Papilionidae. The record is from the annotation of a GenBank genome assembly.